CGUAACUUACAAAAGCACCCUGCAUUGGAAACCGGGGUCCUGACUUGGAGCCGAGGCAUCCCAUGCAUUUCCCCAUAUCGGCAGGGGGGAACGACCGGCAUUGGCGCGGGCCAUUGAACGGCUCAUCCCGUUUAACAUGCACUUCACAACCACACCUCUCAACCGUGAAUCUUACUUUUGAAACCAAAGCCUCCAUCUCCAUACCACACACCCCAAAAUGAAGAUCUCAGGCCGCACCUUCGUCGUAUCAGGCGGCGCCUCCGGUCUCGGCCGGGCCUGCGUGCGCGACAUCUGCGCGCUCGGCGGGCACGCAGCAAUCCUGGACAUGAACGAAGAGCUCGGCAGCGCGCUAGUCCAAGAACUCGGCGGCUCCCAAGCCAAGUUCCUGCCAUGCGACGUGACCGACACGGACAGCAUCGCCGGCGCGGUGGCGGCAGCGGUGGCGUGGGCAUCCGAGACGGGCAAGCCGCUGGGCGGGGUGAUUCCCGCGGCGGGGGUGGGGUUCCCGGGCUUGGUGCUGGACAAGCAGCUGCGGCCGGUGUCGCUGGAGAACGUGGACCUGGUGCUGCGCAUCAACCUGCGGGGCACGCUGGACCUGGUGCGGCAGGUGCUUCCGCAUCUGGGGGCGGUGGAGCCCGAGGGUGUGGAUGGGGAGCGCGGCGUGGUGGUGAUGGUGGCGAGCGCGGCGGCGUUUGAGGGGCAGAUGGGCCAGGUGGCGUACGCGGCGAGCAAGGGGGCCGUGGCGGCCAUGACGCUGCCCAUGGCGCGGGACCUGUCGCGGUUCGGCAUCCGUGUUGUUACCAUUGCCCCGAGCAUGUUCGAGUCCAACAUGACGGCGCACAUGUCGGACAAGGUGCGCGUGGGGCUGAAGAAGGCCAUGGAGUUCCCCGCGCGGCCGGGGCAGCCCGAGGAGUUUGCUUCGCUGGUCCGGCAGGCAAUUGAAAAUGUCAUGUUGAACGGGGUAGUGAUUAGGUUGGAUGGAGCGACACGAAUGCCCAGCAAGUUGUGAUCAAGUGGGUGGGAUUGGAUGUGUUGCUUCAUACAAUGCUGGGAGGACCUGGUUAUUGUCGAAACAAUCUCAAGAAGGCGAGCCGCAGCCAGUGGAAUGUCCUACAAAUAUGAUAGACUGCUACUCUA
Messenger RNA from Chaetomium fimeti, 1137 nucleotides. RefSeq lists its product as uncharacterized. The coding region runs from base 218 to 1009 and encodes 263 amino acids. The transcript has 2 exons. NCBI's taxonomy places the organism in Eukaryota, Fungi, Ascomycota, Sordariomycetes, Sordariales, Chaetomiaceae. Gene Ontology annotation, molecular function: oxidoreductase activity. The record is from RefSeq and is a predicted model, not a curated record.